AGUCUAGUCUCUAAUCUCUAGUCAUAAGCUCAUAACUCGUAACCUCCUGUAACCUGUAAUAAUUUGCAGUUGAAGGUCGAAAAGUUAAGUCACCACAUUUUUUUUUCGACUUGUUGAAGAUGUUUUCCAGAGUGUUGAGGCCGUCAUUGAUUUCCACAAGAAAUUUCAGUACAUCUAAACAGAACAACUAUAAAGUUGCAGUAUGUGGCGCAUCAGGUGGUAUCGGUCAGCCGCUAUCACUUCUUCUGAAGAUAAAUCCACUAGUUAGUGAGCUGUCACUCUAUGAUGUCGUACACACUCCCGGUGUAGCAGCGGAUUUGUCUCACAUUGAGACUGCAGCCAAAGUUACAGGAUACAAUGGGCCUGAACAUCUUGCAGAGGCGUUGAAAUGUGCUGAUGUGAUAAUCAUUCCAGCUGGUGUUCCCAGAAAACCAGGUAUGACAAGAGACGACUUGUUCAAUACAAACGCUGGUAUUGUCAAGUCACUUGCCGAAUGUGCUGCCGAAGUGGCCCCCGAAGCUCUCAUUGGAAUUAUUACUAAUCCCGUGAAUUCGGCUGUUCCUAUUGUGUGCGAGGUUUUGAAGAAGGCUGGAAAAUUAGAUCCCAGACGAGUUUUUGGAAUUUCCACGCUGGAUAUUGUCAGAGCGAAUACGUUCAUUGCUCAAGAAAAAAGUCUCAAUCCCAAAGAUGUCAAUAUUCCUGUCAUUGGUGGACACUCUGGUAUCACCAUUAUUCCCCUCAUCUCAAGGGCUACUCCAGCAGUCAGUUUUCCUGAAGAUAAAUUGAAAUCACUGACAACCAGGAUCCAAGAAGCUGGUACAGAGGUCGUGAAAGCGAAAGCAGGUGCCGGUUCUGCCACCCUAUCGAUGGCCUACGCCGGUGCCCGAUUCGCCAACUCUCUUCUCCGAGGCCUGAAUGGCGAGAGCAACGUCAUCGAACCAGCGUACGUCAUGUCGGACGUGACGGAAGCCCCCUAUUUCGCCUCUCCUCUCGUCCUCGGCAAGUGCGGUAUCGAGAAGAAUCUGGGACUCGGAAAUCUGAGCGAUUUCGAACAGGAUCUCCUCAAGAAAGCUAUACCGGAACUAAAAAAGAACAUCGAGGCUGGUGUCAAGUUUGCCAACCAAUAAUCCCAUCCACGAUUGAAGGCACGGGUGGAUGCAGCAUUCAUGUGCUACAAAGUUAUGUCAUUUCUUUGUGUCAUAGUGAAGAAAAGCAUGUGGAACAGGUAAGUAUAAGUGGACAAUUUUGAAAGAAGAAAUCUGUAAAAGUCACAUGAAUGCUUCAUUACUCUAAGAGUUUUUGAAGUGGAAUGGCGUGUUUCUAUAAUUUGGAUCAUUAUUUUGCCUGUUAUGCUUGAGUAAUUUAUUCGUUUUCCAUCAAUAUUCUUGAAUUGAUAGUUUAUAUUGAUAAUUGAGAAAUUUUCACCGACUAUUUCAAAAGAGAGCUUCACCUAACUUAACCUCACUUCUCGGAACAGUAUACUUCCAUCAGAAUUUCAAAUGAAUCUGUUAUCUCUGCUGGAUGAAUGAUUCAAGUCCACAAUAUUCCUGGAUGAAGUAUUUAUGAUCAUGAAUGAAAUUGUACAUGGAUACUUCCAUUGAAUUCUUACAUAAAUCCUUCAAUUUCCUCAUUUAGUACAAUACAAGAGUGAAACUCACACUUGAAAAGUCGAUGUAUUUGAAUCUUUCAUCUACUAAAAGACGUAAUUCUUCAGAAGAUUGUCAUAUAAAUCCUUGUUCCACUUGUGCCUUCAUUAUAGGUACUCUGUGUUCUGCAUGGAAACAAAUUCAACAUUUCCUGAGUGUUUCCUUGAGUAUUCUAAUUUAUUAUC
Phaedon cochleariae (mustard beetle) is the source of this 1831-nucleotide messenger RNA. Lineage: Eukaryota; Metazoa; Arthropoda; Insecta; Coleoptera; Chrysomelidae. The record is from the annotation of a GenBank genome assembly.